CAUGCGCACGAAGGCUCCCACGUGGGAAAAAUCCCACGUCCUGGUUGGUAUCAUUGGUGUGAUGAUGAGGUGCAUCAUGUGUAUAUGUAUAUAAAAUCAUCGAACAAAAAAUGUACUUUAAAAGUAUGUUUGAAAGUAAUGGAGAAUGCAUAUGAUAAAAUUUUUGAGGUUAGCUCGUACUACAAUUUCGUUGUUAGAGAGCACAUAGCCUGAAGGCAUGUUUGGAGAUGGCUUCUCCAGCAAGUUCAACUCUUGCAGAGAGGUUAUCGGCUAAUUGUCAUGAUAGACUAGCGUUACUUUCCCUAUGUAAAGAUAUAGCCUUGGAGAUACAACGAGGAAAUGUAAAAUUAUGUACAUUAGUUGAAGAAUUAGGUCCUUUUGUAACAAAUGAGGUUGUCAACAUUCGAGAAAGAGGAAUCACUACACUUUCCUACAUACUCUCCGAGAUACCAAAUGACUUUCUUAAUGAAUCCGAAUUACAUUUUAUCAUAGUAUUCUAUUGUGAUAGAUUAAAAGAUCAUCAUACCAUUCUACCAGCAGUUAUUCGUGGAAUUUUAACAAUAGUUCAAAUGAUUAAUCUACCUCAUGACGCACCAGUUUAUUUAUUCACAAACAUGUUUGAACAUGUUCAAUGUCAAGCUCAACUUUUAGAAGAUCGUCGUAACAUCUAUAAAAUUUUUAUAACACUAUUACAAAAUAAAUUGGAUGAUUUGAAAGAAAUGGGAGCUAAUUUUGUUUACGGAGUUAUAUCUUCUAUUGAUGGCGAACGUGAUCCUAGGAAUCUUAUGUUAUUGUUCAACGUGCUUCCAAAUUUUAUCAAAGAAUUUCAAUUGGGACAUUUAACGGAAGAAAUGUUUGACGUUAUCUCGUGUUACUUUCCGAUAGAUUUUAAUCCUAUCAAUGCGGACAUGGUCAGUAUAACGCGAGAAGACUUGGCAGAAUUGUUAGCACCUUGUCUCUACGCGACUCCUGAAUUUGCUGAAUUUUGUUUACCACUUGUAAUGGAAAAACUAUCUUCCGAUCUUAAAGUUGCCAAAUUGGACUCUUUGAAUUUAUUAUGCAAAAGUGCCAAUGUAUUUGGUGCGAACAGAUUGGAACCAUAUCUUUCAGAGCUUUGGUCUAUUAUGAGAAAAGAUGUUAUGUCUGGUGGUGAUUUAGAAAUGAAAAAUGCUACCCUUAAGACAUUAGCUACAUUAAUUGAAAUUAUAACUGUCAAUAAAAGACUCCACGAAACAUUUAUUGACAAAAUAUUAACGGAUACUAAAAUGUCUUUAUGCGAUAUACAAUUAAGUUUAUUCAGACCGAUAACAAAUUUAUUAGAAGCUGUAGCAAGGGUGAAUAAACAAACUUGUAUACACGUAUUACGUGUUAUAGUGCCAAUUUUUCUUGGUCAUUAUUCUACAAAACAAACAUUAUUGGAUAAAGUCAUCAUAAUAGAUACUUUAAAUAAUUUCAUUAAAAUUGCCUCUGACUUAAGUUUCCCUAUCAAAAGUAUCCCAGAAUUAACUUGGACAGACAUUCCGCAGCUAUAUAUUGAUGGAUUAACUGAUAAUUAUAUAGAGUUAAGAAGUAAAAUACUUAUUGGUUUGACCAUACAAAGAGCUUAUUUAAAUCAAACUCAUAGAAUUUUAUUAUACGAUACUGUAUGUAACGAAAUUGAUAACGGCAAUUUGUUAUUGAUAAAGAUUUGUCAUGCGUGCCUUGCAGAAUUCGCUACUUUAUAUCCAAAUGAAGUAUUAACAUUGACACAAGAAAAACUUGAGAUAGAUACAGACGAUACAAAUGUAAAAGUUAGAAUUUGUAGGUUACAAGCAUUAUCCGUAAUUGCAAAAAUUCCAGAAUUGACUAAUGAAAUUUUACCAAAAAUUCUUGGUGCAGGCAAUUCUCUUAAUUCAGAGAUAAGUCUUACCGCAUUAAAUUGUAUUCAUAAACUUGUUUCAACUAAAGACAAUUUUGAUAUUCAAUAUUAUUUGUACAAUGAAUGUAACAUAGUUGAUAGAUUAAUAUUGUUUGCAACCAAACAUACUUCUGCUGAUAAAUUGUCCCUUAUAUCGAAUAUUUGUCAAUGUAUUGUGAGAGGUCUUUCCACUGUGGAUCAACAAACGAUUACGGAUAAAUAUAUUGUCCAAAUAACGCAACAAACUUGCGAUACUAGUGUUGUUACUGUGAUAAUCAGUUUACUUAUUUCUUUACGACAAGAUGUUAAGUUAACGCUUGACAAAUGUUUAUUACAAAGUCUAUACAACUUGGCUAUAAAUAAUUCUAAUUCUAUUACAAGAAUGAUAUCUUGUCAAUUACUUGCCGUAAUACUAAACAAAAUGAACAACAUGGAACAUUUUAAAGAUUGUUUUUUAUAUCUCGAAGAAAAAGUUAAGACAAAUUUGGAAUCUAAUUUUGAUAUAAAUACAAAACGGGCAACUGUUAUUUUAUAUAUUUGGUUAACGAAAGCAGCUGUUACAAAAGGAAGUUAUAAUUCUCAAGAUUGUCUCAAUGUUUUUACAGAAAUACUGAAACAUAAGGAAGUAGGUGAAUAUGUUGCUGAAGAAUAUAAAAUGUUAACGUGUAAUGUGGAGGAUGCUUUAACGCAUGAAAACUUUUGUAAUAUAAAGAUGUUUUAUAAACAAAGAAUAUUUCAGCAUUUAUUAAAGCAAAAUAAUUAUUUUGUAAAGAAUUCAAGACAAAAUUAUUUAAUUGCUUUAACUUAUUUAAUAGAAGAAAUGCCUACCGAACUAUUGUAUAUGCAUUUAUCAGAUUUAGUUCUUAUUCUCUUUGAAUCUUUAUCCUUGGAUAAUGAACAAUUGGUUCUUUCUACCUUAACAGUUUUAAAACUGUUAUUAAAUACAAAACAUACGAUUUUUUCUGAUAAGAUGCAAUCUUUUCUUCCAAAACUUUUGCAAUUGACGACUCACAAAUCAAUGAACAUCAGAAUUGUAGCUCUAGACUGUUUGACGAGUUACACGAAUUAUCCUGCUAUAUUGAUUAACACAUAUAAACCAAACGUUUUAAAAAAACUGCAAAAGGUUCUUGACGAUAAAAAACGUUUAGUAAGGAAAGCAGCUGUAAAAGCUAGAACCCAUUGGUUUUUAGUUUCCACGCCUGGUGGAAUCAAAAAUGAAUGAAUGAAUGAAUGAAUGAAUGAAUUAAUUAAUUAAUUAAUAAAUAAUUUACAUUAAAG
Polistes dominula (European paper wasp) is the source of this 3175-nucleotide messenger RNA. It is a transcript of the gene Mms19, whose product is annotated as MMS19 nucleotide excision repair protein. Lineage: Eukaryota; Metazoa; Arthropoda; Insecta; Hymenoptera; Vespidae. The record is from RefSeq and is a predicted model, not a curated record. Gene Ontology annotation, cellular component: cytosolic [4Fe-4S] assembly targeting complex.